Molecule: messenger RNA, 7135 nt
Organism: Chelonus insularis
Lineage: Eukaryota; Metazoa; Arthropoda; Insecta; Hymenoptera; Braconidae
Product: serine-rich adhesin for platelets-like
Exons: 6
Coding region: 209-7006 (2265 amino acids)
Molecular function (GO): protein dimerization activity
Source: RefSeq, a predicted model, not a curated record
AAGAAUUUUUUGUCUAAAUACUAUAUCGUUAAAUAAUUUUAUAAUAUUUGGUGAAAAUUUAUUUUAUAUUACUCAGUUGACAGAAAAAAAGUGGCCGAUGACAACUCUAAAUACAAUAAAUAGAAAAAAAAAAUAAAAUUGUAAAAUCAUGAUCAAAUUUAUAACAUCAGUAUUAUUAGUUAUCAAAAGGAUGAUCUGAAAUGAAAUUAUGCCCCGUAAAGAAAAAACAAAUGCUAAAACAUGGGAACGAGAGCGAAGAAAUCGUAUGAAUUUAUAUUUCAAAAACUUGGGAGAUCUUUUGCCACCAAAUCAAGAAGGCAAAAACCGAAACAAAGUGGACAUUUUAAUCCAUGCAUCAAAGUACAUAAAAGACUUGACAAAUCGUACAGAAGAAUUGUUUCAUGCACAUGCAGUAGAUGCACACAAAGAAGAACUAAAUCGUCUGAAGAAGUUGGUGGCACAGCUUUAUUCACGGACCCAAUUACUAUCAGCUCUUCUAAAAGAUGCUGGAAUUACUGUGCCAGCAGAGCCUGCUUUAGAAAAAAUUUCUCCUUUGAAAUGGUCCAACAAAAUUAAUGUUGAAGAUGCUGAAAAAUAUUUAGAUCGAUUAAAAGAACGGUCUAAAGCAGAGAAACGUAAAAGUAAUUCAACUAAGCUAAAAUUACCAUCGAAGAGAAAAUCUGCAACCAAUUCUUCUACAUCUUUAAAAAAAUUAAAUAAUGAUAAAGAAGCUUUAAAUAACAAUAGUCCGGUAGAAGAUCAAGAAAAUCAUGUAAAUAGUAGCAAAGAUGAACGAGAAGAAUGUAAAAAUGACGUAGUAUCAACAAAAAAUCCUGAACUACGAAACAAUACAGACACGGUAUCGACAAAUGAACCCGAGACCUCUGAAAUUAAUGGUCCAAAAUCAUGUGCUGAAAUACGAAAAUUGGAAUCAAAAAAAAAAGUAAAAAGAAAAAAUAAAUAUGACGAAGAACAAACUAAGGUAAUCAGUAACAUAUCAGCAAUUAAAAAUCAAAAUCAGUCAAUUACUAAUUUAGUACCAGGAACUCUUAUAUUGUCAGGAGGAAAGAUAAUGCCUUUAAUCACGCCAUUAGCACCAAAUAUUUUGGUAAAUAGCGCAACUUCAUCUCCUAAUUCAAUUAUUCUUGGUAAUAAUCAAACAAAUCCUAUGAUCAUGAUGCAACCAUUAACAAAUCGAGUAUCAGAACCUGUUGUUACUGUUAAAAAUUCUAAUAUUGUUAAAUCUGUACAGAAAGUUACCUUAAAUACUGUGCCUAGUAUACAAACGACUGUAGGAAUAAAUUCACAUGAUUGGGUAUCAAAUGUAAAAUCAAUUAUUGAAGCAACUAAAAUUGGAGGUCGAAAAGGAAUUUUACCUAAAGGAAAAGGAAUUACUAAGACAACAAUGGCUUAUAAAGUUCCAAUCCCUGUAGUGCAUAGAGAAAUAAAAGCAAAUAAAACUAUAAAUAACAAUAAUUCAGAAAAAAUGGAAAAGAAAAAUAAAAUUAAAAAGGUCGUUAAACGAAAAAAAUCUGAUGAAAAGGAGAAAAAAGUAGAUAACAAUCAAAAAGAAACAGUGAAUGAUAUAGAAAUCAUGUCAGAAGAAUUUAGCAAAAAAAGAAAGAAAGAAAAUGAUUGUGAGAGCAAUAGUCCACCACCAACUAAAAUAAUAAAAAAUCUACCAGAAACGUGUGAAUCCAUAGAAAAUUUACGUCAUGUAGUCGAAAAAAUAGGUGAAGCAUCUGACGACAUGAUUGAAAAAAUAAAUGAUCAUGAAAAAUGUGAAAAUCAUUCUCUAAAUAAUCUCAAUGUAAAAUCAGAUAAUAAUUCUUCAUUAGGAGAAAGAAUCAAACAAGUUUUUUCAAUGCCUGAAGUUAAAAAAUCAGAUAACGAAAUAAAAGAGUGCUCUCUAAAUACAUUAAAGUUGAAAGAAACUGAGAGUGAUUUACAACAAAGAGUACAUCCAAUUAUUGAAGUUAAUAAGCACCAUAAAACUUCUAAAGUCUCUGAUGAAGAAUCUUUAUUAAUAAAAUCAACUGAAAUCGAUUCAAUAACAAUUAAAAAGGAUUCGAAAAUAUCUAAUUCUUUGUCUGGUGUUGAAAAAGUUAUUUCUAACGACGAUAUGGAGAAAGCAAAAGAAAUGUGCGAUUUGGAUACUAGAUUUGAUAGUCUUUUACAAACAGCUGAUGAACCUCAAGUAACAGUAACUCAAGAUACUUCAAUUAUUGGAGAUAGCACAAAAAUAAUUCUCAAUUUAGAUACAAAUACAACAACUACAAUGAAACCAGAAACCAGCCCACUUGCAGCGCAAUCUUUGAAUGAACCUCCAACUUCACCUUCUACAACAGAAGUUUCAUCAGAAGUGAUAUCUAAAGUGAGUGAUAAACUAAAAGAGAAUGUUCCUAAAACUCUUUCUUAUAAUACAGAAAAUAGUUUCAUUCCAAUUGGAAAUCGUCCGGAGACUUUACAUUCAGAUUUAUCAAAUGAUCUAUUUGCUUCUCUACAAGUCCCAUCUAGCUCUCACAAUCCUGAAUCUAUCUCGCCUACAGCCGCUUUUCUAAUGGCUUUUCCUUUAGUUUCAUCACUUAAUGGAAAGACUGAAGUAUUAGAGGAAGAAAUGAAAGAAGAUUUAAAAUAUCAUAGUCAAACCCCUCCAAUGCUUUUACAAAUUGGUGCAAUAGAACCUAAUAGUUUCAAAGUUAAAACAACUAUUAAUGAUGAUAAAUGUACUAUGAACGAAAAAAAUAUUAAAAAUACACAAUGUCAGUCUCAACAAGAGGUUAAAAAUAAUGAAGCUUCUUUAACAAAAGUAUUACCUAAAAUUAUUAAUAAUGAAACAUUCAAAGAACGAUUGUAUAAAGUAGUACCUUUUUCUAAACCUACAAUGUCUGGUAUCAUUAAUAGUUUUACAAACUCUUCAACAUCAACUACGUCUAAUAAUACAGAAAUGUCAACAUCUGAUGAUAAUAUAGUUAAAAAAAUAACUCAAUUAAACAAUAAUUCUACUAUAAAUCUCAUAACAUUUUCAACUAGUUGUGAAACUACAAACAAAAAAUUAUCUGAAAAAACUGAUACAACUUUAAAUAAAUAUAAUAAUCAAUCAGAACCAUCAUCUGAUGGUGAUAUAAAUAAGUUAGCUAAAUUUACUACUACUACUACUACUACUACUACUACUACUACUACUACUACUACUACUACUACUACUACUACUACUACUACUACUACUACUACUACUACAACGACUAAUGAUAACAAUAACAGCAUUAAUAAUUCAAAAUAUCCAUCUUUACCUGAAUGUCUACCAAAUUAUUCAACAUUCACUGGUUCCAGUGAAAAUUCAAUGCUUCCAAUAGACAAUUCUAAAAUAUAUCAACAUUCGAUUACUGUAACAAGUCAAGAAUAUCAGCCAAGAAAUUUGAAUGAAACAUCUUCUCAAAGCGUUCAGUACCAAUUUCCUUCCCAAGAUUCACAAAAAGUUUAUGGUGAAUCCCUUGGUACUCAAAAUAAUUAUGUAAUGUCAAAUAAAAAUUCUCAACUACCAUACCAUGAAUAUUCUAUGGGUCACAAUAAAAGUACUGCAUCAACUUUAAAUCUAACUUCAUCACAAUUAACAUCAAGAUCGUAUAUUGAAUCCCGAAAUAACAAUAAUUUAUCUUCAACUUUAACAAACAAAAUUUCAACUGCUGAAAAUUCUUAUCAAGGAUUUCUAUCAAUGCAAAUAUCAAAUAAAGAACAAGAAAAUUUAAAUCAGAAUUAUCCUGUACAAAGCAAACAAACAUCACCAAUGAACUCGUUUAUUCCAACGAGCUCAACAGAUCAAAGAAAUAAAUUACCAAAUAAUAUUCGGACCAAAACAUCAAAUCAAGACAAUUCACCAGUUGAAACAUCAGUCAAUUCUUCUGUAAAUAAAAUCAGUCCUGAACAAUUUGUACACACGAAUAAUUUCUCGUAUGGAACCAAAGAUUCUAAAUCAAACAAUUUAAUUGAUGGAAUGUUUCAAGACAAACGAAGUGAAUUACAAUCUUACGCUUCUUAUCCUAGAGGAGAACAAAAAAAGAUUUUUGAUGGAUCAACUCCAUCGAAUAUUCAAAUUAGUAAAUCUCAUAAUCAAACUUCCUCACUUUCUCGAUAUCCAAAUCAACUUCAACAACAAUCCCAACAUCAAACAUUUGUAGCAACAUCUAAUUAUAGUCAAAGUAGUGUAACAGAUAAUUCAGCAAAAUCAACGACAACUGUUGCACACAAUUCGUCUAACUUUAGUAUACUUUCUUGGACAACGUUUUCACCGAUUGGUGGUGGCACUAGUAACAAUAAUCUCGUUCAGUUUGAGUCUGGAACAGAUCAUGUGGAUGAUACGGAAGGGAAAACUAUUUGUGAAAAUUUCAAUUAUACACCCCUCCAUAAAGAAAAUGUUGGAUUUGGCAAUAUCUUGCCCAGUGAAUCUUUUGCUAGUGAUUCAACUCUUCAAGGUGUUGAUAAAUCAAAAAGUAAAUCGAAUCAGAAGCAACAGCAAUCAUUUGAUGAUACUUCAAAGAAUAAAAAUAAUAUUCAAUCAGUUACUAGUCAAGAAAAAUCCAAUCGAAACCAUAAUCCUAAUAUAAAUGAAGAAUUUAAAUAUAAUAAUGUAAGUGACAACAAAAAUAAAAGUAAAUUUUUGAUGGAUUCAUCAUAUACGCAAACAGAAUAUGCAAAUCUUGAUCAACAACGUCACCAACAUAUAACUAAAAAUCAUCAAAUUGUUACAUCUAAAUCUGAAAAAACAGGUUAUUCUGAAUCUGGAUAUGAUUCUCAAGUUCCUUUUGAUAUUGGUGAUACUAUCACGCAAUCAAAAUGCUCUGAUAUUUAUCCAGGAACGAAUUACAAAUAUAAUUCUGAUAAAGAACAACAUUCUCAAAUAAAAUAUCAAUCAAUUCUCCAAACUCAAGCAUCAACUCUUCAUCAUGACAAUUCAUUUAAUGCUACAAAACAACAACAGUCUAAUGUAAAUAAAAAAUCUGCUAUUCAACAGCAACAACAAGCAAUACGUCCACCAGUUAAUUGGAUGAUGACUCCAGAAAUUAAACACAACACUAAUAUUUCUGAUCUAAUUCUUCCACCUAUUGGUAAAGAAUUAGAAUAUUGUCAAAAUAAUAUUUUUAGUCAGGCUUCGUCGUACAACCAAACUGCAUCAAAUCAAUUUUAUAAUAAUUAUGAAGUUUCUGUGACAGGUACAAACUUUUCUAAUGUUUCUACACUUCAAAAUGAUUCUAGAAGAAUUGCUGAUGGAUUUUAUCCAGAAGAUCAGCCAUUCUCUUGGUCACCAUCAAAAAAUCCUCAAAGUUCUGAGCAUUCACAAGUAAUGAAAUCAAUAGAGCAGCAAGUAGUUCCAUCUACUUUACCUACUCUUGUCGGAGAUUUAGCACUAGGCACAAAUCUUUCAGAGAAACAAAGUUUUUUGUACGGACAAAUGCCAUCACGAUCUAGUAAUGACUUAUCAAAAACAUCGACUAAAGAAAAAGAACCGGUCGCAAAUAGAGAUUUUCACGCGAUGUUAAAUACUCAAAAUAUUCAACAUGCUGCUCAAGGAACAUCAUUUUUAUCAGUAAGUCAACUUGUAGAACAUGAAAAAGCUGAAAAAUCUCAUCAACAAACAAAUCAAAAUGCACAUCACCAUCAUAAUCAUCAUCAUCAUCAUCAUCAACAACAUCAACAGCCUUCACAACCUCAAUCGAGAAAGCAUCAAAGAAAAAGUAAUACUAGUCCACGAUCGGCUGCUAAAAGACAAAUAGAUAUGAGAAAACAAACGAGUGAUCAACAAUUACAGCAUUCUGAUGAUCAAAAAGUGUCAUCUUCUCACGGAUAUAAUGAUCAUUCUUAUCAGCACUCACAGGCUUCAAAGUAUCAUCAAAAUGAUGUUUCCUGGCGAAAUAGAAAUUGUAAAAGUAAUUAUACUGCUGAGGCAUUAAUUGGUGUUAAUAACACAAGUAUUCAUGAUGGUGUUAGCUCUGAUAAACAACUUCAUACUCCUACUAUUAAAUUUCCUACUGAUUAUCCACAGAACAAAUUUUCUAGUGGAUUGUCAACAGAAAUGGUUAUGCCACCGAUUAAUUAUUUAGCCAAUCCAGAAGAUGGAAAUGGGUAUGGGCAAGUGAUGAAUCAAAAUUUUAAUCAUUCAUCUUACACCUACUCUCCGAACGCAAAUAUUUAUCCUAGUACUAACUUUAUGACUGGAAUUUCAAAUACUCCUAGUAGUUAUAUGAUGCCACUUCAUGAUAAUCCGACUGAUUAUUUAGAGACAAAUUCAUUUCUUUUACCGAAUGUCAACAAUGUUACUGUCACAUCUAAAUCUGUUACAAACAUAUCUACCAGUAUUUCAUCUUCCACAACAACUAGAACAACUUCAUCUACCAUUAGUGGAACAACAAAUGUUAAAAAUCAUCAUCAGUAUGGGGGAAAUAAGCAUCCCACGUGUGAUAAACGUAAUUCUUAUUCUGCUGUUUCAAAAAAAACCAAGAGAAAGUCUGAUUCUACUAUGCAUAAUUUAGACUUUCCAAUUGCUGGUGUUUCUACAUCUAUGGAAGAUUAUCAUUCUCAUACGCAUCAUCAUCAUCAUACUCAUACAUCAACAUUCUUACCACCACCUCCACCUCCACCACCGCAUUCAAAUCCCUUAUAUCAAAACCAUUCCCAUCCAUCGACUGUAAGUUUGCCGCCAAAUUCUAAUCGUCGAGGAAGCUCCAGUAGUAACUCAGCCGUUAUGACUCAUCAUCCAUCGGGUACAAGUCUCACAAAUUUUAAUUUAAGCACUAUUUUUCCGGAAAUUAAUGAUAAGGUACCAGGAUACAAACCACCUAAUGUUAUUGCUCCAGGUUUGUUGCAAACAACUAAUCAUUCAUCUUUAAGUUAUUCUCAACGUGUAAAUUAUCCCGCAAAUAAUUCCCUUAGUCAUGUGACCCAGACUUCAGAGGGAGGACAAUUUACGAGUGAUUUACCAGCACCUCCCAGUGUUCUCCAUUAUAAAACUUGAUAAAUUACUCCGUAGCAUGUGAUGUUGUUUAAUUCAUGGGUUAUUACAUGACUAAUAAUCCAAUAAUUAUUGAUCCGUGUAAAAAAAAAGAACUAUCUUUGUAUAUAAAUCAUUUUAUGUAAAAAAAUA